UUAAAUCUUAUAACUGUUGUUGCUUGUUGUUAUAACUAUCAGUAUCGUGUUGUGUUUAUGCAAGAAGCGAAUUUUAGUGCAUUUUAUAUCAGUGAUAAUCCUGCUAUCGAGAUCACGUCGUUUAUCCAUUUACCCGUCGUUGCAACUACGUACCACGAAAGAUGAAGUACUUCCUGUUAUUUCUUCUAAUAACUGUGACAGUUUACUGGUCAGUUGCACCACCCGUUAAUCAAAAAAGCAAAGAUUAUGAUAAUAAAAAUGAAGUUGAAGACAUAGAACCAAUGGUAGACAUGGAAUAUCGCAGAUACCUAAUGGAAGUAGUUCAGGUGUUAGAAAGUGAUCCUGAUUUUCAAAAGAAGUUGGAGAAAGCAGAUGAAGCAGAUAUACGUACAGGAAAGAUAGCCGAUCAACUACAAUUUGUGAACCAUAAUAUUAGAUCAAGAUUAGAUGAAAUAAAGAGAGACGAACUAGAAAGAUUAAGACAUCUUGCGACAAAAGAAAAUGAAUUAAGGAAUGGUUUAGAUAUUGAACAUUUAAAAAUACCUGAACAUUUAGAUCAUACUAAUACACGUACAUUUGAGAUUCAGGAUCUAAAGAAAUUAAUUGCUAAGACUACUGAAGAUUUAGCAAAAGCCGAUAGGAGGAGACGUGAGGAAUUUAAACAGCAUGAAAUGGAGAAGAAAUACGAAGAACAAGAAAAGAUAAAACAUAUGAACGACGCAGAAAAAAAGAAGUAUGAACAAGAUCUGCAAGCAAUGAAGGAAAAGCAGAAAAAACACGAACCUGUACAUCAUCCAGGAAGUAAACAACAACUAGAGGAAGUAUGGGAAAAACAAGAUCAUAUGGAAAGCGAAGACUUUAAUCCCAGAACAUUUUUUUUCUUUCAUGAUAUUGAUGGUAAUGGAGUAUGGGAUCAAGAUGAAGUUAAAGCUUUAUUUUUGAAAGAAUUGGAUAAACUUUAUGCUCAAGGAGCACCUGAGGAGGAUUUAUUAAAGCGAGCUGAGGAGAUGGAGAGAAUGAGGGAACAUGUAUUCAAUGAAGCCGAUCUUAACAAAGACGGUCUUAUUAGUUAUGAAGAAUUUUUGGAACAAACAAAGAAACCAAAUUUUCAACAAGAUGAAGGGUGGCAGGGAUUAGAUGAACAACAAAUUUACACUCAGGAAGAAUUUGAAGCUUUUGAAAGAUACAAGCAAGAGGAAAUACAGAAAAUGAUUGCCCAAGGAAUGCGACCACCACACCCAGGUAGUAUACCGGCACAGUCCGAGCCGUUUCCAUCACAAUAUGGGCAAGGACCAGUUGCUCCUGGAUUAGUUCCUCCCCAAGUAGAUCCAAAUCAAAAUAUGCUUCAUCAACAAUUCCAAGACCAAAGUCAUCCACAGUAUCAACAGCAGCCACAGAUUGUAGUUCCUCAGCAACAUGGUCAAAUUCCUCAACAACAGCAACAACAGUUUCAAGGGCAGCUACCAUCGAAUCAGCAAUAUCAGGUACCUCAAAAUCAAAUCCCUGUUCAGCAAGUACACCCUGGAGCGGUACCGGUUCAACAAGGGCAGCAAAAUCAGCCUUUAGUUCAACAGCAACCUCAAGCUCCAAAUUUUCAACAACAAUCUCAAGCUCCAAAUUUUCAACAACAACCUCAAGCUCCAAAUUUUCAACAACAACCUCAAGUUCCAAAUUUUCAACAACAGCAAAACAUAGUAAAUCAAGUACCACAAAAUAUUCAGACGAACGCCGUGCCACAAAAACAUAGUUCAAAUCAAGCAGAUUCACAACCCGCGCAAGCGCCCGCCCAACAAGAACUUAAUAGAAAUAAAAUUUCAGUUCAUGAGAAAGUAUAAUUGCGUCCUCAAUUCGGCAAGACUGUAAGAUUUACUUUGACAAGAGUACGCCUUCAAUUUUUUAAAGAAUUGAAUUUUGUCAUUUUAGAGUAUUUUUUAUAUCUUUCGCUGUUAUUUUACUCACUGAUUGUAACAUUUGUAUGAUCGUACACACAUUACGCUCAUCGCGGAAGUCGGACAACUUAUCGUGAAAUGUAAAUAAAUUAUUUCCAAGAAAAAUAGACGUAUUAAAAAACA
Bombus huntii is the source of this 2072-nucleotide messenger RNA. It is a transcript of the gene NUCB1, whose product is annotated as nucleobindin-2. Gene Ontology annotation, cellular component: extracellular exosome; endoplasmic reticulum-Golgi intermediate compartment. The transcript is spliced from 11 exons. Gene Ontology annotation, molecular function: calcium ion binding. Lineage: Eukaryota; Metazoa; Arthropoda; Insecta; Hymenoptera; Apidae. Bases 162 to 1835 code for a protein of 557 amino acids. The record is from RefSeq and is a predicted model, not a curated record.